Molecule: messenger RNA, 1667 nt
Organism: Tetranychus urticae (two-spotted spider mite)
Lineage: Eukaryota; Metazoa; Arthropoda; Arachnida; Trombidiformes; Tetranychidae
Product: dnaJ homolog l(2)tid, mitochondrial
Biological process (GO): mitochondrion organization; response to heat; negative regulation of apoptotic process
Cellular component (GO): mitochondrion
Molecular function (GO): heat shock protein binding; ATP binding
Source: RefSeq, a predicted model, not a curated record
AGAAUCUAGUCAACAGCGUGUUUGAAUUGAGUGAUUUUUUUCUAGCAAAUUUCAUAUUUUUUAGGUGAAUUUUACAUUCGGUUAUCGUCAAAUUCUGUCGAUGUUUUUAAAACGAAUGGCCUGAUUAACUUCAAUCAGCUUGGCUUGUCAAUUUAAGAAUUGCAAGUGAAGUUUGCCUUGUUCUUUUUCCUUCUUUUCAAAAAGGAAAAUAUUGGUAAUUUGUUCAUUUAAAUCGCUGUUUUCUUUCGUUAUCGUCACUUAUCUCAUUAGUGGACUGACAUGUUACGUGAAGGACUGAGGAGAUCUAUACGUAUACUUGAUCCAUUAGUAAACUUACAUCGAUAUAGUCCAAAUUUGCGUCAAGUGAAAUGCAAUUUUCAUACCUCAACAUCUUAUUGUGCUCGUAAAAAUUAUUAUGAGCUCCUUGGUGUUUCUAGGAAUGCUAGUCAAAAGGAUAUAAAGAAAGCUUACUAUCAAUUGGCCAAAAAGUAUCAUCCAGAUUCGAACAAAGGUGAUCCAGAAUCAGCUAAGAAAUUCCAAGAAGUUUCCGAGGCAUAUGAAGUGCUUUCUGAUGAUACAAAGAGACGUGAAUAUGAUCAAUUUGGCUCUGCAGGGGCAAAUAAUUUUGCCGGUAGCGGUGCAGGAACGUCUGGUUUUCAAGGUUUCAAUUCCUCUAUUGACCCAGAGGAACUUUUCAGAAAAAUAUUUGGAGAAUAUAAUUGGAAUGCAUAUAAUCAACGCACUGGUCAAGAUUAUGAAUUUUCUGAAACUGAUUUUGGUUUUGGAGCUGCUCAAGAGGUUAUUUUGAAUUUAACAUUUAGAGAAGCAGCCAGAGGCUGUGAUAAACAAGUUAAAAUUAAUAUUUUAGAUACUUGUCCUACUUGUUCAGGAUCCCGCUGUGCUGAAGGUCAUAAACCUAUCCGAUGUCCUUAUUGUAAUGGCACUGGAAUGGAAACAAUUAGCACUGGUCCUUUUGUAAUGAGAUCAACAUGUAGGAUGUGUCAUGGUACUAGGUUAUACAUUCAAAAUCCCUGCACUAAGUGUGAAGGUAAAGGAAGCACACUUCAACGUCGAACGGUUGAUAUACCAGUUCCAGCGGGUGUUGAAGAUGGUCAAACAUUGCGAAUGCAAGUUGGAAAUAAAGAAUUGUUUAUCACAUUCAAAGUGGCAAAAAGUGAUUAUUUUAGAAGAGAAGGUGCUGAUGUCCAUACUGAUGCAACUAUUAGUUUAUCUCAGGCUGUUUUAGGAGGUACAAUUAGAAUAGAAGGUAUCUAUGAAGAUUUAACUAUCAAAGUACCUUCUGGAACAUCAUCACAUACUAGAUUAAGAUUAGCAAAUAAAGGUUUAAAAAGGAUCAAUAGUUAUGGUAAUGGUGAUCAUUAUGUACAUUUCAAAAUUAAGAUACCAUCUAAAUUGUCUUCAAAACAAAAAUCAUUGAUGAUAGAUUAUGCCAAAACAGAGGAGGAAACACCAGGUUCUAUCGAAGGCUUGGGAGCUUGAAAAUUGCUAGUGUUAUAUGUUCAUAUUAUUACCUUCAUUGAGAGACUUCGUAUAUUUAAAUAACUAAAUAUAUAUAUAUGUAUCAUGUCUUCAAUUUAUACAAAUCAUUGUCUAAAUUAGUAACUAAAAAACAAAGAUUUAAGUUAAAGUUAAUAGUUUCACUUUAC